Messenger RNA from Solanum tuberosum (potato), 1694 nucleotides. Its product is annotated as ubiquinol oxidase, mitochondrial. The transcript has 4 exons. The record is from RefSeq and is a predicted model, not a curated record. Gene Ontology annotation, biological process: alternative respiration. NCBI's taxonomy places the organism in Eukaryota, Viridiplantae, Streptophyta, Magnoliopsida, Solanales, Solanaceae. Gene Ontology annotation, cellular component: mitochondrion. Bases 248 to 1309 code for a protein of 353 amino acids. Gene Ontology annotation, molecular function: alternative oxidase activity.
UCCAAUGUGAUGAUUACUCAACGUUUCUUUUCCUCGGAGUCAGUCAUUACCGCCACGUAAAGGUCCACGUUCGCUUUUGCAUACAGAUUUGUACUUGUCUGACAAUUUUAACCUCCCAGUUGAAGUCUAACGGACACCUUUACCAUGCUCUGCUCUAGGAGUGUCUCCGAGUUAACCGCUUCUUUUAUCACUAAACAAAUAAUCACUCUUCCAGUUUCCGUGUAUCACAGCUUUGAUUAUCGGAAAGAUGAGUCAGUUGCUGGUGAGGUCGGUUAUGAGGCGGUUAGUUUCUGGCGGUACCUGUAACCGUUGCAUAUCGUCUGUGUCUGCGGCGGCGGCGGUAGUGUUCAGAGAAGUUCAUAAGCCGAGUAGUGAGUCAGUUGUGAUGAUGAGUAGCCAGAGGCUGAGAUUCUCUGGUCAGUGGUGGAGGAUGAUGUGCUUCACUAGUGAACCACCAUCGAAGAAUUCAACGACGUCCUCUGCGGUGAGGAAGGAGGACGAGAAAUUGAGUGGUGAUUCUGUGGAGAAAAUGGAAGGGGAAGACAAAGUAGCUCUUUCCAGCUAUUGGGGAGUCUCCAGGCCAAAAAUUACGAAAGAAGAUGGCUCCGUGUGGCCUUGGAACUGCUUCAUGCCAUGGGAGACAUAUCAGGCUGACUUGUCGAUCGAUCUAAGCAAGCACCAUGUGCCCAAGACAUUCCUUGAUAAGGUUGCUUAUUGGACGGUGAAACUUCUCAGGAUUCCAACUGAUUUAUUUUUUAAGAAAAAAUAUGGUUGUCGUGCAAUGAUGUUGGAAACAGUGGCAGGUGUACCUGGAAUGGUGGGAGGUAUGCUGUUACAUCUGAGGUCAUUGCGCAAGUUCGAGCAAAGUGGUGGUUGGAUAAAAGCAUUACUUGAAGAAGCUGAGAAUGAGAGAAUGCAUCUGAUGACUAUGGUGGAGCUAGUACAACCUAAAUGGUACGAGAGGUUGUUAGUUAUUGCUGUGCAGGGAGUCUUUUUCAAUUUUUACUUUGUGCUUUACUUGCUGUCCCCCAAGCUUGCACACAGAGUUGUCGGUUAUCUGGAAGAGGAGGCUAUACACUCUUAUACGUUGUAUCUUAAUGAUAUUGAUCGUGGUGAAAUUGAAAAUGUUCCUGCUCCUGCAAUAGCAAUUGACUACUGGAGGCUGCCUAAGGAUGCAACUCUAAAGGAUGUUAUUACUGUCAUCCGUGCUGAUGAAGCUCAUCAUAGAGAUGUUAACCAUUUCGCAUCUGAUAUCCAUUAUCAAGGAAAGAAAUUGCAGGAGGCAGCUGCUCCUAUUGGUUACCAUUAAAUCUUCAUAUUGGUCUGCUUUGCAUAGUUUUAUAUAUAUAUAUAUAUAUAUUGUAGACCAUGGUCCAAUCAAAACAAGUAGGGUCUCAGUGGGGCAUUUCUAAUUAGUCAUGAAAUCCCCAAAUAGUAGCAUAAGUAUGGAUUAAACUACUGUUCUAUCCUCUGCAUAGUUGUAUUUAUGAUAAAUGCUUUUGCUCUUCAAAUUUUGUAAUCUUAAUAGGAAUGCAAAUGAUUCCUAAUCCAAAAAAAAUUAUUUAUUGGAUUUCUUUUAUGACACGCAUGCUGGGAAACCUAUAUCUCCAGAAAUUCACAGAGAAAUGGAAGGAUCUCCAAAAUUCUACGAAUGGCACGUUAAGUUCUUCUAAAGCAGAAAGGCAAUUAAAUCA